AUGUUAUUUCCAGCGACGCUCCUUCUUUCCUCUCUCCUCCGGGCGGGCUCUGUCACCGGAAGCCCGGUCCACCCCCGUGCAGACCCUGCGCCAGUUAAGCAGACUGACUGCAAUGGAAAAAGUUAUGUGUAUGAAGAGUUAGCUGGGUUUGGUAUCUUCCCAUCUAAUGCACGGGACAAAUUCGGCGACACGAUUGGUGGCUUUGGAUCAUCCAUUGCGCUUGACAAAAAGUCCUGGAAGAAGAAAGAUGGCAAGGAAGAGGCGUACGAGGGCGUUCUGUACGGCCUUCCAGACCGAGGCUGGAAUACUCAAGGCACACAGAACACGAAGGGCAGAAUCCAAAAAUUCAGCAUUACUCUCACUAUCGUGAAUGCUACUGUCGCAGAUCCUGCGUCGCCGAACUUCGGGAUCAAGUAUCUCGACACAAUCAUACUCUCUGGACCAGAUGGAACUCCUGUUACGGGUCUCGAUGCUGAUGCUACUGGGAGCAUCUCAUUUCCGGGGUUCCCUGAACUUCCAGUCGCCACGUAUACUGGUGAUGGUUUUGGAGGGGCUGGGCCGGGCGGGAAGCGCAUUCCUGUUGAUGGAGAGGGAAUCGUUCUUGGCGACGACGGUACUUUUUGGAUUAGUGACGAAUAUGGGCCGUAUGUUUACCAGUUCGAUCACAGUGGCAAGAUGAUCGAUGCCAUCCGGCCACCUGAUGUCUUCAUUCCGAUGAGGAAUGGCAAGGAGAGCUUCAGCGCUGCUUCUCCUCCAAUCUUCGAUUUGCAAAGGGUUGUCAGCCCUUCGAAUCCCGUCACUGGGCGACAGAAUAACCAAGGGUUCGAAGGCCUCACAGCAAGUCCGGACGGAAAAUCGUUAUAUGUCUUACUCCAAAGUGCUCUGAGGCAAGAGGGUGGGGCAGCGACAACAACACGUCGUCACACACGUUUCCUCAAGUACGACAUCUCAGGCAAAAAAGCAAAGUAUGUGGCGGAAUAUGUGGUCCCACUCCCAUUCAUCUCCAAUGGCAGGGUAGCAGCGCAAUCGGAGGUCCAUUUUAUUUCCCAUGAACAAUUCCUCAUUCUUGCGCGAGACUCUGGUGCCGGCCAUGGGCAGUCCAGCUCGACCUCGCUAUAUCGCAACGCCGAUAUAUUUGAUAUCUCCAAGGCUACCGAUAUCAAGAGUGCGUCGAAUGACAAGACUGAUGGUGCCAUUGCCAGCUCCACCGGAGUUUUAAAUUCAGGCAUUACGCCUGCAACUUAUUGUACCUGGAUUGAGUUCAAUAACAACUCACAACUCAACAAGUUUAAGGCCCACAAUGGAGGUGCCCAGGAUGCGUUCCUUUUGAACGAGAAAUGGGAGGGUUUGGCAUUGGCUCCUGUUGCUGGUGAGUUUGAGAAAGAUGGAAACAAAGAUGGGAAGGAGUAUUACCUGAUUGCCUUCUCUGAUAACGACUUCAUAACUCAAAACGGCUUCAUCAAUGGUGGACAGAAACCUUAUUCUGAUGCAUCUGGCUUCAACUUGGACACCCAAGCUCUGGUCUUCAAGGUCAGAUUGCCAAAAGGCGCUGAUCCCUUGUGA
Molecule: messenger RNA, 1563 nt
Organism: Lindgomyces ingoldianus
Lineage: Eukaryota; Fungi; Ascomycota; Dothideomycetes; Pleosporales; Lindgomycetaceae
Exons: 7
Coding region: 1-1563 (520 amino acids)
Source: RefSeq, a predicted model, not a curated record